AGUGUAUGAUUCAAGCCUUUCAUAAGAACAUCGAGUUAAAAAUCAAUGUUAUAUCCGAUGAAAUUGUCUUGUGUGGUCAAUCCUUCUUACAAGGAUCCUUGACACUUGUGCUUACAGAGUCCAUCAAAGUUAAAUCAGUUUCUCUGUCUUUUAUUGGCACAAUCAAGGUUGCAUGGUCAGAAGGUAUUUAGAAUUUGACAAGACAUUUAGUAAUGCUAUCACUAGCCUUAGGCAUAGGGCAUCACCAACAAAUACAUAAACAGGAACGUACCAUUGUCUCACAUGUUUGGAACUUUGUUCACAACAACAAUAAGCCUCAUGUUCUCAGUGCUGGACAACACAAAUGGAACUUUGAAUUGCGUUUACCGACAGAUCUACCACAGUCACUUGAAUCUGAUGUAGGCAGCAUUAGUUAUCGUCUAAAGGCCAUGAUUGAACGACCUGCUUUCAUUCAAAACACAGUCAAGAAACGACUGAUUCGUAUCAUUCAAUCCAUUCCACCUAGCUAUAGAUCACUUGAAAUCCAUCAUCAAUGGGCUGAAAAGAUCGUAUAUGAUAUUUCUGUUCCCUCCAAACGAUAUGCAUUUAAGGAGAUUAUUCCUAUUUCAUUCAAAAUUCGACCCGUUGCUUCCAACUUGAAAAUCCAUGCAAUCAUGGCAUCCUUGAAAGAAUACUCUACAUAUACAGCGAAUGAGCACAUCAAAAAGAACACACGCAUUGUUCGUCUUGUGCGUAUCGAACAUCCAUUUCAUUCUGGCAAUGACUGGCAUUGUGUAUUGGAACUUGUUGUACCGUCUAAACCACCUUCUAUAUUUGCAGAUACAAAGACAGACAUGGUCUGUAUCCGUCAUCGACUCAAGUUUGUUAUUUCAUUAACGAAUGCAGAUGGGCAUAUCUCAGAACUUCGAUGUGCUGUACAGAUUAUUGUGUCGGAAUCACUAGCUAUUGAGCCAACGUCUUUACCUGCUUACGAUGAAGCUUGUCACUCAGCUCAUGUUAGACAUUCAGAGUCUUCUUUAACAGAUACAAGAUUACUUUCUACUCAGACAGUUGAGAAUCACAGUGAACCAUCAUCAUCCUCAAGGUCGAUUGCUAUUCCUGACACAGGCCUAUUGACAGAAGAACAAGAAUCGUCUUUACAGAGCCAUCUAUGGUGGCAAGGUACUGAUUUGAGUAAAGUGCCCUCGUAUUGUACUGUGUCUAAUGCAGAAGGCUUAUCAAGUUCGCUACCGCCAACUUAUGAUUCACUCACAAGACCAAAUCCGCCUUCAUAAUAAAUAUUUAUUCAU
Gilbertella persicaria is the source of this 1289-nucleotide messenger RNA. RefSeq lists its product as uncharacterized. Lineage: Eukaryota; Fungi; Mucoromycota; Mucoromycetes; Mucorales; Choanephoraceae. Gene Ontology annotation, biological process: ubiquitin-dependent endocytosis. The record is from RefSeq and is a predicted model, not a curated record. Bases 213 to 1274 code for a protein of 353 amino acids. Gene Ontology annotation, molecular function: protein-macromolecule adaptor activity; ubiquitin protein ligase binding. Gene Ontology annotation, cellular component: cytoplasm; cytosol; plasma membrane. The transcript has a single exon.